AUGUCUAGAGGAGGAAGUAAUAAUAAUGGCGGCGCAGGAAGGCCUCCUCUGAAGGUGGUGAUAAUCAGCACACAGUACGUGGAGACCGACGCCCGGAGUUUCAAAUCGGUGGUUCAGAGGCUAACCGGGAAAGACUCCACGGCGGCCGCCACAAAAAAUGAGCACCAUUACGGCGGAGUGGUGGCGGCGGCGGAGAGUAAUCCGCCUCUGUCCAGGGGCCUGUCGUUUAAGGAUUUCGAUAAGUUGUUUAAGGAGUUGCCUCCUGUUGAUGAGCUUUACCGAGCUAUAUACUGA
This is a messenger RNA of Ipomoea nil (Japanese morning glory), 294 nucleotides long. RefSeq names its product VQ motif-containing protein 1-like. The record is from RefSeq and is a predicted model, not a curated record. The transcript has a single exon. NCBI's taxonomy places the organism in Eukaryota, Viridiplantae, Streptophyta, Magnoliopsida, Solanales, Convolvulaceae. The coding region runs from base 1 to 294 and encodes 97 amino acids.